AUGUCCGAUAUCAUUGCUCUCUACUUGUAUCCUCCAACUGAUCCCACGGGGGCAUCCACUGAUGGUGGGCCACUCCUGGGUGGAAGCGAUCCUGCAUUAUAUGAGGGAGCACUGAAGUAUGUCGACUCUUCUAUGGGCAAAGGUUACAGGAUGAAUAUUGCCAAGCUACGAGUCGGUGAUGUGAUUAUGACUUGUGGUAUCAAUAUGAACUUAGACCUCGACACCGGCGCCAACUAUCUAUAUGUCCCGGAUUCAUACUAUGAUCGUCUUAUCAAGGUUAUUGGAUCUCAAACUAACAAGGCUGCGGAUAAGCAUAUCGAUUUCAAGUUCGAUUCAAAAGAUGAGACAUGGUCCCUCCCUUGCCAAUACAUGAGCCAGUUGCCACUGUUGAUGUUUGCCUUAUGCCCUCAGGGCUUAACCCCAUUUACGAUGACAUUCAUGAACUAUGCCGUGGAUCACAAUGAUAUAUGUCUAGUGACUAGACUCUAG
This is a messenger RNA of Perkinsus marinus ATCC 50983, 489 nucleotides long. RefSeq lists its product as hypothetical. The transcript has a single exon. Lineage: Eukaryota; Perkinsozoa; Perkinsida; Perkinsidae. Bases 1 to 489 code for a protein of 162 amino acids. The record is from RefSeq and is a predicted model, not a curated record.